This is a messenger RNA of Saccharomyces mikatae IFO 1815, 2895 nucleotides long. RefSeq names its product mismatch repair ATPase MSH2 (gene MSH2). The record is from RefSeq and is a predicted model, not a curated record. NCBI's taxonomy places the organism in Eukaryota, Fungi, Ascomycota, Saccharomycetes, Saccharomycetales, Saccharomycetaceae. The transcript has a single exon. Gene Ontology annotation, cellular component: nucleus; MutSalpha complex. Gene Ontology annotation, biological process: mitotic recombination; mismatch repair. Gene Ontology annotation, molecular function: mismatched DNA binding; ATP binding; ATP-dependent DNA damage sensor activity. The coding region runs from base 1 to 2895 and encodes 964 amino acids.
AUGUCCUCUACUAGGCCGGAGCUGAAAUUCUCUGACGUGUCGGAGGAGAGAAACUUCUAUAAGAAAUAUAUAAGCUUACCGAAGAAACCAUUAAAGACCAUCAGAUUAGUAGAUAAAAGCGAGUAUUAUACAGUGAUAGGUGCAGAUGCCAUAUUUGUUGCUGAUUCAGUGUAUCAUACACAAUCUGUUUUGAAAAAUUGUCAAUUGGACCCUAUAACGAAGAAGAACUUUCAUGAGCCCGCUAAAUACGUUACCGUUUCGCUACAAGUUCUUGCCACUCUGCUGAAACUAUGUUUGUUGGACCUCGGUUACAAAGUUGAGAUUUAUGACAAGACUUGGAAACUAAUUAAGAGUGCGUCACCAGGUAACAUUGAGCAAGUUAACGAAUUAAUGAAUAUGAACAUCGAUUCGAGCAUCAUCAUUGCAAGCUUGAAAAUUCAAUGGAAUUCACAAGAUGGGAACUGUAUCAUCGGAGUUGCGUUCAUUGAUACUACGGCUUACAAAAUCGGUAUGCUUGAUAUUGUCGAUAAUGAAGUGUAUUCUAAUCUAGAGAGUUUCUUGAUUCAGUUGGGUGUAAAGGAAUGUUUAGUACAGGAUUUGACAUUGAAUCCAAACUCCAGUAACGAAAUACAGAAGGUAAUCAAUGUCAUUGAUCGCUGUGGUUGUGUUGUUACGCUAUUGAAAAACGGAGAAUUUACUGAAAAGGAUGUUGAAUUAGAUUUGACUAAGUUAUUGGGCAAUGAUUUGGCUUUGUCCUUACCCCAAAAAUACUCUAAACUUUCUAUGGGUGCGUGUAACGCACUGAUUGGCUAUUUACAGCUACUGUCAGAGCAAGAUCAAGUUGGUAAGUAUGAACUAACUGAACAUAAAUUAAAGGAGUUUAUGAAGUUAGAUGCAUCUGCCAUUAAAGCUCUUAAUCUUUUCCCGCAAGGUCCACAAAAUCCAUUCAGCAGCAACAAUUUAGCUGUCUCUGGAUUCACUAAUAGUAGUAGUAGCGGUAAGGUAACUUCUCUUUUCCAGUUACUGAACCACUGUAAAACAAAUGCUGGUGUGCGGCUCUUAAAUGAAUGGUUGAAGCAACCACUAACCAAUAUUGACGAAAUCAACAAAAGACAUGAUUUGGUAGAUUACCUAAUUGACCAGAUUGAAUUAAGACAGAUGUUGACGGCUGAUUUUUUACCUAUGAUUCCAGAUGUUCGUAGAUUAACCAAAAAAUUGAAUAGAAGAGGAAGCUUGGAGGAUGUUUUAAAAAUUUAUCAAUUUAGUAAAAAAAUACCAGAGAUUGUUCAAAUUUUUAGUUCGUUCAUAGAGGAUGAUAGCCCGACUGAAUCAGUAAAGGAUUUGGUUUACUCUACUUGGUUAGCUCCACUAAGUCACCACGUUGAACCUUUGUCUAAAUUUGAAGAAAUGGUUGAAACCACUGUUGAUUUGGAUGCUUAUGAAGAAAAUAAUGAAUUCAUGAUCAAAAUUGAGUUUAAUGAAGAAUUAGCGAAGAUCAGAAGUAAAUUAGAUGCGUUGCGUGAAGAGAUUCACUCGAUUCAUUUAGAUUCUGCCGAAGAUUUGGGAUUCGAUCCAGACAAAAAACUAAAGUUAGAGAAUCAUCACCUCCAUGGUUGGUGUAUGAGGUUGACACGUAAUGAUGCCAAGGAGCUACGGAAACAUAAAAAAUACAUUGAGUUGUCGACAGUAAAAGCGGGAAUUUUUUUUAGUACCAAGCAACUAAAGUCAAUUGCCAACGAAACUACUACUCUUCAAAAGGAGUACGAUAAGCAGCAGUCGGCUUUAGUUAGGGAAAUUAUAAACAUUACAUUAACCUACGGCCCAGUUUUUGAGAAACUAUCAUUAGUUCUAGCUAAUUUGGAUGUGAUAGCCUCUUUCGCUCAUGCUUCAUCAUAUGCUCCAAUACCAUACAUCAGGCCCAAGUUGCGUCCCAUGAAUUCGGAAAGAAGAACACACCUUAUAAGCUCCCGCCAUCCAGUAUUGGAAAUGCAAGAUGAUAUCAGUUUUAUUUCCAAUGAUGUCACAUUAGAGAGUGGCAAGGGCGAUUUAUUAAUAAUAACGGGACCCAACAUGGGGGGUAAAUCUACUUAUAUCAGACAAGUUGGUGUAAUUUCCUUGAUGGCCCAAAUAGGUUGUUUCGUGCCUUGCGAAGAGGCAGAAAUUGCUAUUGUCGAUGCCAUACUUUGCAGAGUUGGCGCGGGUGAUUCCCAAUUGAAAGGUGUCUCCACAUUUAUGGUUGAAAUAUUGGAAACUGCAUCUAUAUUGAAGAAUGCAAGUAAAAAUUCUUUGAUUAUUGUUGACGAGUUGGGACGUGGUACAAGUACUUAUGAUGGAUUUGGUCUCGCUUGGGCAAUUGCUGAGCAUAUUGCAGGUAAAAUUGGAUGUUUCGCUCUAUUCGCGACCCAUUUUCAUGAAUUGACAGAACUGUCUGAAAAGUUACCUAAUGUCAAAAAUAUGCACGUUGUAGCACAUAUUGAGAAAAAUUCAAACGAACAAAAACAUGAUGACGAGGACAUUACGUUACUGUACAGAGUCGAACCUGGUAUUUCCGACCAAUCUUUUGGUAUUCACGUUGCGGAAGUUGUACAAUUUCCAGAAAAAAUUGUUAAAAUGGCAAAACGCAAAGCGAAUGAACUAGAUGAUCUGAAAACCAAUAACGAAGAUCUAAAGAAAGCUAAAUUAUCGUUACAGGAAGUUAACGAAGGUAAUAUUCGUUUGAAGGCUUUACUAAAAGAAUGGAUUGCAAAGGUAAAGGAGGAGGGUUUAGAUGAUCCAAGUAAAAUUUCUGAAGAAACCGCUCAGCACAAAAUACAAGAGCUGUUGCGUGCUAUAGCAAGUGAACCGGAAAAUGAAAAUGACAAUUACUUGAAACAUAUAAAAGCCUUGUUGUUAUAA